Geodia barretti is the source of this 510-nucleotide messenger RNA. The record is from the annotation of a GenBank genome assembly. NCBI's taxonomy places the organism in Eukaryota, Metazoa, Porifera, Demospongiae, Tetractinellida, Geodiidae.
AUGAGCAAGUCGCUGGGCAACCUGGUUUCGGUUGAAGAAGCCCUGGAUCGGUGUAGCCCCGACGCCUUGCGUAUCUAUUUCCUCAGUUCCCAUUAUCGCAGCCCGUUGCAAUACAGUGACGAGGGCUCGGCCGCGAUGGAGCGCAGCUUGGAUCGCUUCCACCACGCCCUGCGUCCCGUUGAUGCUGGCGAGGAUGGUAUACAAGACAACGAAGCGCUGGAUGUCGAUGCAUAUCGGGCACGAUUCAUGGGGGCUAUGGACGAUGACCUGAAUACCCCUCAGGCGAUCGCUGCCUUGUUUGACCUGGCCCGGGACAUUAACCGGGAGAUGGACUCAGGCCAUGCCGUGGCAGCUGCCCAGGCAACGCUCAGAGAAUUGGGAGGCAUCCUGGGAUUAACGUUUGAAGAGCGGUCUGUGGGCAGCGACGAGUUGGCGGCGAAGCCUUUCAUCGAUUUGCUGGUCAGCACUCGUACCGAACUCCGGCAAGCGCGUCAGUUUGCCCUUGGCUGA